This is a messenger RNA of Closterium sp. NIES-67, 2485 nucleotides long. The record is from the annotation of a GenBank genome assembly. Lineage: Eukaryota; Viridiplantae; Streptophyta; Zygnematophyceae; Desmidiales; Closteriaceae.
GGGUUGAUAAGUACAGUAGUCCCGUUCCUGCUUGAUUAGUUCUGUCUCUAACGGCACCGCUCACAUAGCAGCAAGAAUUUAAAUGUUGUCGCUACUCCGUGAGCAGGAAACUCGUGGGUAUUCCACUCAGAGUUAGAUUUUGUCGUUUGCAGCAAGGCCGCACUACGCGUCUCUGAGCGACGCUGCUUCACUCAGAGUUACACGUGUCGUCAAAGUUCGUCGUCUGUCCUCAACAGAUCGUUUCUAUUUCACUCGGAACGUCAAGCAACCGACGGAUUUCCCUGGCCAGGCGAUCGUCGUAAGCGGGCAUGGCACGGCAUGGCGGCUCAUCGUCGCCAGGUGUUCGUGCAUGGUCGCCGCUGGUCGCAGCUGCAGUAGUCGCAGGAGUUGCCGUUGUCUUCCUCGUCGGAUGGGAGCCUGGCAGCCUGGAGCGUUGGUGACUUGAUAGGGCGUAGUAGCCGAACGUAGACCAGGCAAGUCCACUCGUCCAAGCAGGCGUUGAUCUAUAAAAGCCGCGUAUGGGCACGUUAGUCACCAAGAGCUAGAUUCUCCUCGUGAAGGCAGGCCGCGUGUAAGGUGUUCUCUCGCUACCCUCUGACGUCUCUUGGUGGGUUAAUCACCAGGAGCUAGAUUCUCCAGCCACGCAGGCUUUAGUUUGAGAGCCGCGAUGCGUUUGGGAGGGACCACUCGUUCCUGGGGACGGCUACAGGCGGUGCAGUCCCGUCCGCAGGGAAGCACGAUCUCGAGGGGAAGCGGGGCCGCGAGCAAUAGAGGCGGGUGGAAGCGGCGUGGUACAGUGAGCUACGUGCUGCUGUCGCUGCUCUCCCUCGUCGCCAUUAACUCGCUGCUCCGAUCACCGACCUUCAGAAGCGGAAUCUCCACACAAACGGCAUGGCCGAAUCAGCAAGACCGGGAGGUUUCUCUGGGGAAUGGUGGGACGUUGCGAGGGCGGCGAGGUUUGGGCGAGUUGAGGUGAAAGGGGCAGGGGCGGAGUGGGCUCUCGUCAACUGGCGCACGUGCUUCUCUGUCAAAGCCUAUGACCAGGCAGGACAUCCCUUUGACUCAGGCUGCAUGCAGCGUGCAUUCUUCGUGGCUCUUCUAAGGCUAGAAUCCAACAGCAGCAGCAGCAGCAGCAGCAGCAGCAGUGAGGGUCGUCAAGGCGACAGUAGGGAGAAGCAGCAGCAGAGGGAGUCGAGGACGGCACGAGUGACAGAGGCGCCAGCAUGGGAUGAUUCUCCCAAGGGGUGGGGUGACCUGAGACUGGCCGCUCAGGUCAAGUACCAACGCUCUUCGUCCUCCCACCAGGUGUGCUACAAGGCACCUGUCCCCGGCCCGUACCUGCUCUCUCUGCAUCUGCUCUUCACCAACGCCUUUCAGCUGCGCACCAACCGCAACCGCGACUUCAACCAGGGCUAUGCGGGGUAUGAGCAGGUGUUUCUCCAAGUGAUCCAUGUCAAGGCCCCUCCAAAGUACUACCCGCUAGUGCUGCGGGCCAGCCUGCCCUGGUGCACGGCAGCCAUGCUGCGGACGCAUGGCAACGAGGGGUACUGGCUGCAGCAGAAGUGGAUGCCGCAUGCUUGCCGCCUGCGCACUGUCACCCCCAUCGAUGCCCUCUCCUGCUUCCAUCGCCACAAGAACGUCCUCCUCAUGGGCGAUUCUGAGAUGCGGUUCUUCUAUGGCUUCCUCACACACUUCCUGGUGAACCGCACCCGGGGGGCCUAUGUCAGCUCCAUGGGGGGAGACCUGCAGGCCUUUCACGGGCUGCACGGUUUUCCCAAGACCACCAACUACACGGACGAAAGGGGGGAGCUCUUUCGCACGCCCGUGCUCUUCCCGCCUCCCACCUUCACCUUCUAUGGGGGCCUCCACAAUGGCUUCACAAGGCAGCGGUUCAAUGUGAGCAUGCGUGGGCGCACGUACAGCUUCAACCUGACGUACGCGACGCACAUGGGGUCGUGCCGCGAGUUCCUGCCCGCCUGGAUGUUCAACACAAGUCUCACGGGGGGCGAGGCGGUGAGCCGGGACGACCAGCCGUUCGGCCUCGUUGCGUACGGCUCAUUCCUGCAUGACCUCAUCACGCUGGAUACCACUCACAAUUAUGCACGAGUUGCACGCUCACAGCUGCUGCCUGCUAUGAGGCGGCACUUCAGGGAGCCCUCGAAGGUGACAUUCUUUGGGCCGUGGGCGGCCAGGGAGGACACCAAGCCUCGCUGGCUGCUCUACAAGAGCGACAACGUGCGAGGCAUGACGUUUGAAGAGGAAGCGGCCAGGGUGUUGCCAAUCGAAGGCUUUGGGAACUUCAUUCCACUGACACUACUAACUCUUCCUCGGCCUGACUUGACUAACGACAGCACACAUUAUUCAUGGGUGAUUACGCUUGCUAUGUUGGAUCUGUGGUUGACUACUGCUUGCUAUGGAGAAUAAUUCAGUAAACAUCCUGACAUGUUUUAUAAUGGCUUCAAAGUAUGCAAUGCGAGCACAUUUG